This is a messenger RNA of Pollicipes pollicipes, 4323 nucleotides long. It is a transcript of the gene sdt, whose product is annotated as MAGUK p55 family member stardust. Lineage: Eukaryota; Metazoa; Arthropoda; Thecostraca; Pollicipedomorpha; Pollicipedidae. The transcript has 18 exons. The record is from RefSeq and is a predicted model, not a curated record. The coding region runs from base 45 to 3725 and encodes 1226 amino acids. Gene Ontology annotation, molecular function: protein binding.
CGGCCAGCGAUGGAUCGACGCCCAGUGGUGGGGACACGCCUCCGAUGCGGUCCCUGUCGAGCUCCUCGGCCACGCCCAGCAGCGAGGGGGCCGCGCCCAGGGACGGAGACACGCCGCCGAUGCGUCCCCUGUCGAGGUCUUCGGCCACGCCCAGCAGCGAGGGGGCCGCGCCCAGGGACAGAGACACGCCGCCGAUGCGUCCCCUGUCGAGAUCUUCGGCCACGGCCAGCAGCGAGGGAGCCACGUCCAGGGGAGGAAGCACGCCGCCACAGCAUGCAGAGGCCGACUCGCCAGCGGCUCUGGUCCGCUCCUCGCGCCCGGCCAGCGAGGGCGACAGUGCGUCCCUGCGCACCUUGUCGGAGUCGUCGGGGUCGUCAGCCGGUGCGUCGCUUCCGACGGAGCGCGACGACGAGCAGAAAUAUGACACGCACCAAGUCGAGAUUUCCAUGGCCGAGGACGGCAAGCGGUUCGGCUUCUCCGUCAUCGGUGGAGCCGACGAGGGCAUACGUCCCAAGAUCGACGACAUCGCCAAAGGGUCGCCGGCUGACAAGGCGGACCUGGAGGUGGGCGAUGAGAUCCUGGAGGUCAACGGCAGGUCGCUGGAGAACGCCACCCACACCGAGGUCAUCUCCCACAUUCACCAGUGCAUACGCUCCAGGACAAUUUGUCUCCGCGUUAAGAGGAAGGCCGGCAAUAAGCUAGCGUUGGACUUGGCGCAGAGCAGCAACGUGCAGGAUGCGUUCGUCAUCGCCGUGGAGCAGCAGGCCCGCGAGCGUCUGGAGAAGCUGUCGGCCCUGCGGAAGAUCAAGCCGGUGGAUAUGACCAAGCUCUCCCAGCAGCUGUCCAGCACAGAGAAGGCGCAGGAGAGCAACCAGCUGAACGGCAUCAUCGAGUCCAACACCGUGUACGUGACGUCGGUGCCGUCGCUGAGCGGUGGAUCGCAGCGCGAGAACGCGCCGGAGCGGCAGGCCUCUAGCGGCGGCCAGGACUCGCUCGACGCCUCCGGCGAGCUCGAGCUGAACCAGGAGCUGCGACCGCGCGCCGCCACCGUGGUGGAGGUGACGCCCGAGGGCGGCGAGGCUGGCCGCCGGCGCAGGUCGCAGCGGCGCGCCGUCGAGGCCGCCGACGCGAUGGCCGGCCGCUGCGGCGUGAACGGCGCCGCGCCGGCCGAGGCGGAGGAUCCGCAGCGCGCCAGCGGCAAGUUCAAGAACAAGGUGUUCAUCUCGCACAAUGACAGCAAGCGGAGCAGCAAGGAGAGCCUGAGCUCCCACAAGUCGAGCCGGACGGCGAGCAGCGGCGGCGGUCGCAGUCGUGCUGGCAGCGUCGAGCAGCUGCAGCUGGAGGCCGUCAUGAACCAACUGGACCGCGGCCCGCACCGCGAGAUGGCCGUGGACGUGCCCGAGUCGUUCGUGGCGCGCACCAAGACGCCGCCGCGCUACCCACCGCCACGCGCCGCGGCCGCGGCCGCCGUUCCCGGCGCGCGGCCGGCGAACGGCGCGGCGCGGUCGGAGCCGCCGGCGCGCGAGGCGCCGGGCACGCCGACCGAGCCGCCAGCGCCGGCGCCGCGCCCCAGCCUGGAUCGCAGCCGCGGCAGCAGCACCACCAGCCGCGACUCGGAGCCGAGCCGCGAGCAGAUGGAGCGCAUCAGGAAGUACCAGGAGGACAUCCGGCGCGACCGGGAGAUGCGUGAGAAACGCUCCAAGGAGGAGGAGUUCCUGCGCUCGUCGCUGCGAGGUAGCGAGAAAAUGAAGCGGCUCGAACAGAGGCCUGCACCCACCGGCUUUGUGAACAAUGGCUAUGACGCGCACGGGCCAGAGCACGCGACCGCCGCCGCCGGUGGCAUAGAUGACUCCCAGCUGAAUGUGACUAACCUCAGCCUCGAGACCACGAUCCUGAACAAACUGUACCCGGCCGCCCAGGGCCCGCGCGAGCCCGCCUCCUCCGCCAGCUCGCGGCGCGCCUCGCAGGUGAACCGCGUCAACUCGGGCAUCGAGCGCGGCCAGACGCUGAACGGGCCUCCUGCUGCACCCGCAGAGCUCUCCGAGCUGCUGGCCUCGCUCAAGCAGAUCCAGCGGGCGCUGCGUUCGGACGGCCGCGGCCUGCAGCACGAGCUGGCGGCCGCCCAAGCGCUGCUCACCUCGCCAGAGUUCCAGCGCGUGCUGGCCGUGCACAACAAGGUGCAAGAGAUCUGGUGCUUUAGCGCGCCGCCCUCGGCGCUCUGCCACAACGCUCAGGACGUGGUGCAGGAGGUGGUGGGCGUGCUGCAGGACUCCUCGACGCCCGAGGCGGCCGAGCUGGUCGACCUGCUGACCCGGUUCGACAUGGAGGGCCUGCUGUACUCGCACGACCAGAUCGCGGUGCGCGGCUCGGCAGCCGCCUCGCCCGAGCCCAGCCCGCUGCUGGACGACUACGCCGAGCGCGUGCACCACUAUACGGACCCGCGCGUGCGGGUCAUCCGGCUGGAGAAGACCAACGAGCCGCUGGGCGCCACGGUGAAGAACGAGGGCGACUCGGUGCUGGUGGGUCGGAUCGUGAAGGGCGGCGCCGCCGACAAGUCCGGCCUGCUGCGGCCCGGUGACGAGAUCCUCGAGGUCAACGGCAUCGAGAUGAGGGGCAAGUCGGUGGACGACGUCUGUGAUAUUCUGGCCGGCAUGACGGGUAGUCUGGUGUUCCUGGCCCUGCCGCGCGAGGAGGAGGAGGAGCCGGAGAAGACUAAGCCGGCCCAGGCCGUGCUGCACGUGAAGGCGCACUUCGACUACGACCCCGAGGACGACAUCUACAUGCCGUGCCGCGAGAUCGGCAUGUCCUUCCAGAAGGGCGACAUCCUGCACGUGACGAGCCAGGAGGACCCCGACUGGUGGCAGGCGACGCGCGACGGCGAUGAGGACCUCCCGCUCAGCGGCCUCAUCCCCAGCCUCAGCUUCCAGACGCAGCGGGAGACGCUCAAACAGUCAAUCAUCGACAGCAGUCGGAAAGAGGGGAAGAAGACGAAAUUCCUCUGUGCCAAACGUACCAACAAGAAAAAGAAGAAAAUGUACAACGCCGAGUAUAACGACGACUACGAGGCUAACGAGAUCCUCACGUACGAGGAGGUGGGCCUGUAUUACCCGCGCGCCAACCACAAGCGGCCCGUGGUGCUCAUCGGGCCGCCCAAUAUCGGCCGGCACGAGCUGCGCCAGAAGCUGAUGGAGGACACGGACCGCUUCUCGGCCGCCGUGCCCCACACGAGCCGGCCUCGGAAGGACACGGAGCUGGACGGCCAGGACUACCACUUCAUCUCGCGGCCGCAGUUUGAGCAGGACAUCGUGAACCGCCUCUUCGUGGAGCACGGCGAGUACGAGCGCGCCUACUACGGCACCAGCAUCAACGCCAUCCGCACCGUCGUCAACAGCAGCAAGAUCUGCGUGCUCAACCUGCACCCGCACAGCCUCAAGAUCCUGAAGAACACUGACCUGAAGCCGUUCGUGGUGUUCGUGGCGCCGCCCUCGCUGGAGAAGUUGCGCCAGAUGAAGCAGAAGGCAGGCGAACAGGUUCGGGACGACGAGCUGAAGCAUAUCAUCGAGAAGGCGCGCGAGAUCGAGGAGGUGUACGGCCACUACUUCGACAUCGUCAUCAUCAACUCGGACCUGGGGCGCGCGUACGAGCAGCUCAUCCACGAGAUCAACACGCUGGAGCGCGAGCCCCAGUGGGUGCCGGCCACGUGGCUGCGGCAGGACGCGACGUAGCAGCGACGGCCAGGCCCUCGCGCCGCGAGCGUCGCCCCAGCUGCCGGCGGCCAUGACGCGGCCGCGCGGCGACCUGCCGGCCUCGGCCGCGCUCCAGUCACUCAGUAGCGGUCCCAGUGUCCCUCAGUGUACAGACGGCGGCCUCACUCUCCUCGGCCGCCGCCGCCGCUGCGCCGGACGGACCUGGCACCCGCCGCCGGCCAUUUGUUUUGUGGUAUUUUAUAUUUUGACGCGGCGCGCGGACGCCGCGCCGCCCGCGCGCCGCGAGUGUCCCAGACGCGCCGCGCGGCGCCGGGCCGGAGCGGACCUGGACGCUGUCGUCGGACCCCUUCCAGUCCGGGGCCCGGCCGGCGGGACCCCCCCGAGACGCGGUCGCCGGCUUUCGGUGUACGUCUUCCCGCGCGUGGCCGCCUCGUGGCCUCCAGACCCCGCCCCCGCCCCCGGCCCCGGCCCGCCCGGACGGGCCCCAUUCCCGCGGCAUUUCACCCGGCGUGGACUCGAAUAAGCCCCUGUACAGGCAGUACCGUAGUGUUAUUAUGUUACCCUGUAUAUUAUUGUUACUGUGUAUACCUGAAAAUAAAUAAAUUUCACGCUGCUC